Messenger RNA from Funneliformis mosseae, 429 nucleotides. Lineage: Eukaryota; Fungi; Glomeromycota; Glomeromycetes; Glomerales; Glomeraceae. The record is from the annotation of a GenBank genome assembly.
AUGUCGUUUCGUUUAAAUUUUGCGCAACCAAUUUUGACAUUAAUCUAUAAUCCAACAUGUAGUAAAUCAAACAAGGUAUUAUCAAUUCUUCAUGAAGCGUUAGAAAAACGACCAGGCGUUUUUAAAUUGGAUUUAUUAGACUAUCAGAAACAACCACCCACCAAAGAUCAAUUGACCAAUAUUAUCAACUAUCUUAAUCUUGAAAACGAUUUAAAUCAAAUCUUACGAAAUGAAAAUGUUGCUGCUGAAGGAACCACCAAGGUGAAAGGACCAAGUUCUAUUCAAGAGUUAGCUAAUCUCGUUAAAGAACAACCUAUUAGAUUGCAAAGGCCUAUUCUGGUUGAUUGGAAUAACGGUAGAGCCAUUAUCGCUCGUCCUCCCGAAAAAGCAGGCGGAUUUUUAAAAGAUUUGGGUUACUUGAAUGAUUAA